Messenger RNA from Armigeres subalbatus, 1815 nucleotides. RefSeq names its product alpha-1,2-mannosyltransferase ALG9 (gene Alg9). Gene Ontology annotation, cellular component: endoplasmic reticulum membrane. The record is from RefSeq and is a predicted model, not a curated record. Gene Ontology annotation, biological process: protein N-linked glycosylation. Lineage: Eukaryota; Metazoa; Arthropoda; Insecta; Diptera; Culicidae. Gene Ontology annotation, molecular function: alpha-1,2-mannosyltransferase activity. The transcript has 6 exons. The coding region runs from base 190 to 1806 and encodes 538 amino acids.
AACUGAAAUAAUUUCAUAACAAAAAAAUCAAUCAUACUGAUGUGGCAUUAGAUGUGCUGGCGCUGACCAUCUAUCGUAAAUCUAUCUUUAAUCUAGGCAUUGUUACAAAACUGCAAUGAGAAUACGUAGUAUCCAUUAACAUUGAAUUCAUAAUUCAUAUACAUUAAAUACCUAUGUGAAUGAAAAGAGAUGAAAACACUUCCGGUGUUCAGCUGUCUGUUAGCUGCAAGAUUAUUGUCGGCUAAAUUUUUACACAUAACUGAUUGCGAUGAAACCUACAAUUAUUGGGAACCGUUGCAUUAUCUGCUUUACGGAAAAGGUUUCCAAACAUGGGAGUAUAGUCCUCAGUACGGCCUAAGAUCGUACUUAUAUUUAAUGCUUAAUGCAAUUCCAGCUUGGUUCAUACAAAAGAUAUUAGACUUGGAAGCAAUUACUGUGUUUUAUUGUAUUCGAUGCUUCCUGGCAAUUGUUUGUGCUGCAUUGGAAGCAAUCAUGUUCAGAUCUGUGCUUCGAAAUUUUGGCUCCCUGGUUGCAAAACAAUGGCUAAUUUUCCAGAUAUUCAGUCCCGGGAUGUACAUAUCGAGCACAGCGUUUUUACCGAGUUCUUUUUCUAUGUUCGCGACUAUUGCAUUUAUUUCAGUUUGGUGGGAAAAUCAGUACAAAUUAGCAAUAUUAAGCGUUGCUGUUUCUACGCUUGUUGGUUGGCCGUUUGCAGCAUUUGUCAGUUUACCGUUUCUGUAUGAUGUUCUGGUUAGAAAACGCCUGUUUAGAAUGUUCGCAUUUUGGAGUUUUCUGUUUGCGACUGUUAUAACAGUUCCUCUAGCUAUAGUUGACUCGUAUUUUUACGGAAAGUUAACAUUUGCUCCUUUGAAUAUUGUCAUUUACAAUAUUUUUACACAACAUGGGCCAAACUUGUUUGGAGUAGAAUCAAAAUAUUUCUACUUCAUCAAUUUGUUUUUGAAUUUCAACGUUAUUUGGCUUUUUGCGUCGUUAUGCCCAAUGUUUUUCGCUACAAAAUAUGUGUUACAAAAACUAAACAAAUCAAAAGUGUCUUCGUUUGCAGCCUUAUGGAGAUUAUCACCUCUAUACAUUUGGAUGCUUGUAUUCUUCAUGCAACCGCAUAAAGAAGAAAGGUUUAUUUUCCCUGUUUACCCAUUGGUUUCACUGAGUGGUGCAUUGGCUGUAUCAACACUUCUGCAAAACAUCGACUUGGCCCUACGACGAUGUGGUAAAGGCGCGUUAGGAGCCACUCGUCUUAUGGUUACGUAUGGAGUAACUUUUGUGUUUAUCGUGCUAAGUCUAUCCAGAAUAUUCGCUUUGUAUGUUAAUUACCACGCUCCUAUGGAAAUCAGCUACAGCGUAGAAACGUCGCCUGUAGUAAAAAAUAUAUGUCUGGGAAAAGAGUGGCAUAGAUUUCCUGGAAGUUUUUUCGUACCAAACCACUAUCGAAUCAGAUUCGUGCCGACUCAUUUCAAUGGGCUUCUUCCGGCCUAUUUCGAAGAAAACGAACGAGGAAGUACGGUUGUGCAUGGCUAUUUUAAUAGUAUGAAUCAAAGGAAUGAUUACAUGUUAUUUGAACUUUCUAAUUGUGAUUAUAUGAUUGAUUUUGAUAAUGGAAAAAGUUUUUCACGAAACGAAAGUGAACCUAACUAUUCUAAAGAUAGUGCGAAUUGGACAAUAAUUCACAGUGUGCCAUUUUUGAACGCAUUAUCCUCGCAUAGCUUCUUUAGGGCUUUUCAUGUUCCAUUUGUAGGGCAUAAAUAUGUUAAGUUUGGGAAUUAUAAUCUACUAGUCCGGAAGACAUAGUAAACACAA